Penicillium bovifimosum is the source of this 1728-nucleotide messenger RNA. Its product is annotated as CwfJ domain protein. Gene Ontology annotation, biological process: mRNA splicing, via spliceosome. Gene Ontology annotation, molecular function: RNA lariat debranching enzyme activator activity. The record is from RefSeq and is a predicted model, not a curated record. The coding region runs from base 1 to 1728 and encodes 575 amino acids. NCBI's taxonomy places the organism in Eukaryota, Fungi, Ascomycota, Eurotiomycetes, Eurotiales, Aspergillaceae. Gene Ontology annotation, cellular component: post-mRNA release spliceosomal complex. The transcript is spliced from 2 exons.
AUGGUGCCCAAGUGCAUUGUCUUUGGCAGCUUGAACGGGCAAAUACGGCCUGUAUUUACCAAGUUAGCCAAGCUACAGCCGAAACAAAACUUCUCCUUUGCAAUCAUUCUCGGCGAUCUCUUUGGUGAUAACUCGACUGAGGCUGAGCUUGAAGAUAUCAAUGCAUUGAUACAAGGCAAUAUUCCUGUGGCAUGCCCAACCUACUUCACCCUGGGUAACAGGCCACUCCCCGCUCAAGUGGUGGAAAAGAUUGAAGCCGAUGAUGAAGUGUGUCCCAACCUGUUCUUCCUCGGAAAACGAGGCACCCUGAAGACUACCGAGGGCAUCCGUAUUGUUGCCCUUGGGGGAACUUUGGAGACCGAGGGACGCUCCAAGCCGGAGAGCAAUGCUAUUGGGAAAUUCCAGCCGACAUACAGUGAAUCCGAUGCUCGUGCACUGUUCGGAAUCCACAAAACCGACAUCCUUAUCACCAACCAGUGGCCGAAGGAUGUCCGUCUAGGCUCCAGCCAGACUGUCUCUGGAGAUGAGGGUACUGUGCCAUCCGAAGUACAGUGCCUUGCUGAUGUCUGUGCGACCCUGAAACCCCGGUAUCACUUCUCUCGGUCGGACGGUGGGCACUUUGAGCGCGAGCCCUUCUUCUAUAUGCCAUCCGAAGAUGGUGAGAAUGGAUACCGAACCACUCGCUUUAUCUCCUUGCCGUCUUUCGGCUCAAGGAAAGACGCAUUAUACGCCUUCAACUUAGACCCAGCAGCCAUCCCCCCAGUCAGUAUCCCUGUAGGCUGCACGAUUUGCCCCUGGUCGGCGGUGCAAAGCAAGCGUAACAUGCUACCAAGCCAAAAGGAAUCAUUCCAGCGCUUCGCCCCGUCCGACAGAGACAGAGAUCCGGGCCACAAGCGCCGACACAAACAACGUGUUCCUCCACCAGGCCCAGAGCAGUGUUUCUUCUGUCUUUCCAAUCCAAACAUCGCCACCCAUCUCAUCGGCUCCAUUGGCAAUGAUAGCUAUAUCACCACCGCCAAAGGACCUUUACCUCCACCCAAUUUCUUCCCUUCCCUCGGCUUCCCAGGCCACAUGCUCAUCAUCCCCUUCGAACACACCCCAACCAUAGACCUGAUCUUCGACCCCACAAGCCGAGCCUCAACAUUCGCCGAAAUGCAACGGUACCGCGAAUCACUCCACCAAAUGCUCAACGAACGUUCAGGCGGCAAACUCGGUUCCGUGACAUGGGAAGUCAGCCGCUCGGGCGGUAUCCACACGCACUGGCAAUUCCUCCCAAUGCCAGUAGAAAAGAUUCGCAAAAGGCUAGUUGAAGCAGCGUUCCAAACCGAAGCCGCAAAUCUGGGGUACGAGAAAUUCAGGACCGUGCCAUCUCCCGACCAAAUCGACAAGCACAACAUGGAUGAUUACUUCCGUGCUUUCAUCUGGACGCCUGCGCGCAGCAACGCCGAAACCGAGGGCGAAGGUGAAGCCGAUUUGUGGUCUGCGCCUGAUCACAAGGGUGUUUAUAAGACCGGGUCUGGAGAAGAGAAAAUCACCAUGUUGCCGAUCAAGCCGGAUAACCGAUUUGAUCUUCAGUUUGGUCGUCGGGUCAUGGGUAAACUGCUCCUGUUGGACCAGCGCCUAGAUUGGAAGGACUGCACGCAGACCGAGGAGGAGGAGACUAAUGAUGCGGAGGCUUUCAAGGAGGCUUUUAAGAAACAUGAUUUCACGAUGGAGAUGGAGGAGUGA